Molecule: messenger RNA, 5337 nt
Organism: Aphidius gifuensis
Lineage: Eukaryota; Metazoa; Arthropoda; Insecta; Hymenoptera; Braconidae
Gene: Asx
Product: polycomb protein Asx-like
Exons: 4
Coding region: 698-4351 (1217 amino acids)
Biological process (GO): positive regulation of transcription by RNA polymerase II; animal organ morphogenesis
Cellular component (GO): PR-DUB complex
Molecular function (GO): chromatin binding; DNA binding
Source: RefSeq, a predicted model, not a curated record
GCAUGUAUAAACUUGGAGCACUCUUGUUAUAAUAACAAAAACAAAAAAUUAUAUCACAUUUCCGCUUGUAUUAUUGUGUCUAGUCUGAAAACACAAAUUCAUCAUCAUAAUUAAAUUAUAAACAUACAAAAGAAUAUAUUAAAUUAUAAUUAUUUAUUAAUAAUAAACUGUGUGAAUAAAUACUUUGAUAUAAAAUGAAUAAUUUUAUAUUAUCUAUAACGUAUAAUGGUGCAAAUACGCAACUGCAAUAUGGCCGAACAAAGUGAAGAUUUUCUUAUACUUGGUGAUCAGCAUUAACACUUUAUAUCAUAAUAAUGACAAGACAAAAAUACUAAAUGUAAAAAAAAACAAAAAAAAACACGAAGGGUUAUGUCAAGUUAGUAUUAUUUUUCUUGUCAAAGCUUGAAGUUUGAAAUGUUUUUUUUCUACAUAUAUUGUUUUGCAAAUUUCUUGUUUAAAUAUUUGUCUAUCUACAUGACCUAGCUGUCGCAUAAUUUUAAUACAAAUUAUCUAUUCAAGAAAAAAAAAAGAAAAAAAAAAACAAAUCAAGUGUCAUUUAUGAAAAGCAAUGCUCCAUGUAGUAAAUAAAAUUUUAAACGUGUGGUCAAAGACAAGAUGUUAUAGACAUUUUCCUGGUAAAAAAAAAUAAGAAAAAAAAAAUGAAUGAUUAUUAAUAUAUUGAUAUAAUUAUUAAAUAAUGGAUACUACUGUUGAUGCAAAUAGAAAUGAUGGUAGUGGAGAUAUGAGUCCUAGUUGCUCAAAUUAUUCUGGUAUGGUACAUAGUAAAAAAGUUAUAAAACAUGCAUUACGUCAACAAGUAAAAAGACGAAGAAAAAAUACAACAAUUGCAUCUGGUAAUUCAAGAUCAUUACCGCGAAUUAUUGUUAAACCAUUACCACCAAUAGUAGUACAAACACCACCAACUGUACCAUCUCCACUACCAGUUAAUGAUUUAUUAUCUUCUAUGUCUAAUAUACAACAAAAUAUGACAGUUGAAGAACCAGCAGCAACAAUGAGAGAAGUAUUAGCAAGCCUUCCUGGUUUUAGUUUAAAAUCAAGUCGUCGACGUUCAACAAAAAGACUAUCAGCAGCUGCACAACUUGAAGCUGGACUUGUUGAUCUUGAAUCACCAGCAAGUAUAUUAUCAAGUACAAGUUUACGUGCAUUAUUAAAUAGGCAUACAUUUCAAGGACUUCCACCACUUUAUCAAAAAAAAUUAGCUCAAUUAUUACCUGGUGUUGAUAGACAAGAUGCAGCAACAUCUGGUUUAAAUAAUGAAUUUUUUGCUCGUGCAUGUUUAGAAUGGCGUAAAAGACUUGCUGAAGGUGAAUUUACACCUGAAAAUCAACAAAGAUUAAAAAUGGAAGCUGAAAAAGAUAAAAACAAACUUGAUCCAUGGAAAUUAAAACAUUUUGAGCCAAUAUGGGGUGAUAAAAAAGAACCAAAACAAAAACAACAACAACAACAACAACGACAACAGCAACAACGUUAUAAUAAUAAUAUACAUUGUAUUAAUCAAGAACCAAGAAUAAGUGGUGGUGCUGUAACAAGAUCAAGUUUUCGUUUAGGAUUGGAAACAAAUAAUCAAGAUACACAAGCAAUAAAUGAUAUAUAUUGUCGUAAUGUAUUAGAAAUGCCAAAUAAUAAGACUGAGACAAUUAAUUGUCCAAUUAAAAAUUCGGCAAUUAAUGAAACGUGUACGACAAAACCUAUUAAUGCAGAUAAUAAAAUAAUUAAUCAAUGUAUAAAUACAACAACAUUAGAAAUCAAUGAAACAAUUGAUAAUAGAUUAAAUAAUAAAAUUAAUCAUAUAACAAUUGAUGUUAUAACAAAUAGUAAUAAUAAUAUUAAUACAGAUACAAAAAAUGAAAAUAAAUUUAUAAAUAAUGAUACUGAAUUAUCUGACAAUAAAAAAAAUAAUAUUGAUGAUAUUCAAAUGGAUAUAAAACAUGAUUCUGAUUUAAUUGAAAUUAAUAAAAAUUCAAAACGGGACCAUGAUACAAUGACAAAUAAUAAUAUUAUUAUUAACAAAGUACAAUUUGAUGAAAAAAAUUCAUUAAAUAUAGAACCAACAACACCAUUAAAUGAAACAAUUAUAAUAUCAACAAUUGAAGAUACAAUAAAUUCUGAUACUGAUGAAGUGAAUAAUGAAAAAAUAAAUAAUGAUAAUGAACAAAAUGAUAAUGAAACAAUUAAAUGUUAUUCACAAGAUAAUAAUUUAAUUGUUAAUUUAUCACAAGUAUCUGAUAUUGAAAUAUCUCGUGAUACUACUGAUGAUAAUUGUGAACAACAAUUUGAUACAUUAGAUAAUAAUGAAAAAAUAUAUGAAUCAUCAAAAUGUAAAAGUGAUAGUGUAUUUGAAAAUAUUCAAUCUCAUGAAAAUGUUAUAGCUACAGAUAUUGUUAUUGAAGAUAAUGUUAUUAAUGUACCAAUUAAUAAUACAACAACAGAUACUGAGCCAAUACCAGAAGCCAUGGAAAUUGAUUCUGAAACUCUUCAAAGAAUUCAUGAGCUUGAAGUACGUGGUGAAAUGAGAGAAGCUUAUGAAGAAAUUUCAAGUUGUACUGAAGAAGUUAUAUAUCCGCUACUUGAAGGUAUGGAGAUGGGAUCAACUGGCUCGGAUGAUAAUGAAACACAAAUUAUAAACGAUCAAACAAAAGAUAUUCAAGAUAUUCAAGAAACAAAUAUUAAUGAAGAUGAAGAAUUACGUGAUGCUAAUAAUUAUGUUUGUUCAGAAAUGUUGGAAUGUAGCUGGCCAGUUGAUUCAACAAUCAAUAAUAAUAAUAACAACAAUAAUAAUACAACAACAGCUAUUAAUAAUAUUACGACACAAGAUGAUCUUCAAGUGACAUGGCCACUAGUUGCAGCAUUAGAUGGUUCAGUUGCUGCAAAUAUUACAGUGACAACUCAAGAGGAUUGUAAUGAUUCAUCAACAAUUCAAGAUUUAGCAGCUUCUACGAGUCAAACACAAAUUCCAGGAAAAUUUCAACAACAGCAACAACAACAGCAGCAGCAGCAGCAAUCGUCGCUACCACCGCCACCACUACCACCACCGCCAGUACAGCAACAAAAACCACAACCAUUUGUUGGUGAGAUGACGACAAUUGAGACUGUAAAUUGUGAAUCAUUACCAUUUCAAGAGACAAUGUCAGUUAGUACACCUCCAACAAGUUCUGUACUUACAAAUAUUCAAUCACCAAGUCCACCAAUGAUUUCAUUUCCUCCACUUCAAUCGAUACGUUUUAUUCCAAGAUUUCAUCAAAAUAUAAAUAAUACAAAUACUUUAACAACAAAACAAACAGCACAACAAAAGCCAAAUCAAGAAUUAGUACAAUUAACAAAUCAAAGUACCAGUAAAGUUAUUAAUAAUACAAGAAAUAAUUUUACUGGACAACAUGUACAAGGUGUUAUUCAAGGACAUUUACAAAAUGCAAUAUUUCAUCAUCAAACAUCUCUACCAGUAACUCAAAAUCGUCAAAUUAUAACACAAAUGCAACAUCCACAAUAUACAAAUCCAAAUGUUCAUGUUAGAUCAGCACGUUCAAGUGGACAAUCAAGUAAUCGUAGUUCAAGAAAUUCAAAUAAAGAACAAAAUACUGGAAGAUCUAAAAGUACAACAAAAGAACCACCUGGAGCAGUUAAUCUUGAGCGUAGUUAUCAAAUUUGUCAAGCUGUUAUUCAAAGUUCACCAAAUAGAGAUCAAUUAAAAGCACAUUUAAAACCACCACCAAGUUUAUUAGCACGUGGUGAUGCUGUUUUUACAUCAAACAAAUCUGGUGGACGUACAUUAACAACUGUUAAACCACAAAAACAACAAUCAACAAUGCAACAAAUUGGCUGUAAACAACAAAACAAAACUCAAGCUGUUAUGUUAAGACCAGUGAUAUCAACAACACGACAAAAUCCAAUAAUUGAGACAACAGAAAAUGGAUCAGCAAUGACAACAACAAUGGCACAUUUAGGAACUAAUAAUACUGGAAAUUUUGGUCAAUAUAUAUUAGUUCAAAGAACAGGAGUUAGUGAUGGAGCACCAAGAGCAUCAUCAGCACCACCAUUACCACCUCAAAUUGCUGGUUUAGGUGUUGGUGUACAUUUAGUACGUGGUAGACCAGCAUCAGCUGGUGAAGGUUCACAUCAAGCUGUUACACUUAAAGCAAGAAAUACAAAUGAUGGUCGUGGUGGUGGUGGAGCUGAACCAGGUGCACCUGGUGUUAUUAUGGGUGGUGAUCCACCACCACCUUGUGAUUGCAGUAUGCGUAGUGCAAUGGUUAUUUGUCGACAAUGUGGAGCUUUUUGUCAUGAUGAUUGCAUUGGCCCUCAAAGAUUAUGUGCUACUUGUCUAAUACGUUAAUAAAUAUAGCUCAUAAUUAGAUAUGAUACAAUAAGCGAUAAUAGACAAAAACAAAAAUUAAUAAAAUCAAAAAAAAACAUUUCGUACUAUCAUACAUUAAAGAGUUUAUAUCAUCAUCGUAAUAACAGAAGUCUUCAAGUGCCAUUUUUCUUUUCGUUUUAUUUUUUUUUUUUAUAAUACUAGGGCAAACUGUUGUUGGCAUUUUAUUUAUUGAGAUAUUUUUAGUCUUAAAAAAGACUUGGUAUUAAAAUCUCUUUCUAUUAUUAUUUUACAAAUAUUUCACUAUAAUUAAAAAAAGUCUUUCUCAUUUUAUUUUAAUGUCCAUUACGCUCUUCUAAUAUUUUCUUUUUUUUUUAGUCCAGAAAUACUAUGUAAAAUAAAAUGCCAUCAACAGUCUGACUUACGCCCUUCUAUUAUUAUGAAUUAUAAUUAUUGGCUAUUUGACUCUUCUGUUAUUAUGACAAUGGUAUGAUAAAAUUUCAUAUAUUCAUUGAAUUAUUUAGACAUUUUAAUUAUUUAUUAUGAAACAAUAAGAAGUGUAUUUUUAAAGAAAAAUUUUCUAACCACGAAGCCAAUCUUAUCGGAUAUAUUAUUCAAUAAUAAACAAUAUUGAAAUUUAAAAGAAAAAAAAAAAAAAAAACGUAGUAAUAAAUAGAUGUUACGCUAUUUCUAUAAGUUGUAUAAAGAAAUUUUUUUUAAGUUCAAUUAGAACUGUGUAUGUCUGUACUUUAUUAAUUAUUCUUAUUAUUAAUGUAGAUUUGAUGAAAGCUAGAAAUUUAUAUCCAUCAUUUACAACGAUAUUUUUUUAAUAAUUUCAUCUAUUAAUUUCAUGUAUUUAAAAUAGUAGACACAUAUAUUUGAGAAAACCUGGUAAAUAUUAUCAAUCAUUAUUUCUAUAUAUAAAAAAAUGCAUUUUAAUAAUCACAAUAUAUAUUGUGAUAUCGUUCCAUACUAAAAACAAUAAACAAAUAAAUAAAAAACAUUAA